ACUUGAAAUUGACUUGUUUGCGACUUCAUCCGCAAGUGAUGUAGUUGAUCAGAAUAGUUUCAAGUUUGAAGUUGAGAGUUGAUAGGCAAUUGAACGGAAGGGGCGAGGAGGAAAACGAAGAUGAAAUUAACGUGGAAGAACACAAACAAAAAGCGGUCUUUGGCUUCCAUUUCUCAAUUCCCAAAUCUCCCUUUCGAGCAACACGCUGAUCGCAUUGCACAAGGUGAUGCCGUUACAGGGGAGCUCAAGGUGGAUGAACCGAUUGCCCACCACUCCAAAACCCUAGCUUCUGAUGCGCCUUUGGAGCCCCUUGACGCCCAACUGGCCGAAACCUUUCGAGCAGAGGGCGAAAAGCUAGCUGAGGGUGGAAAGUACCGCGAAGCACUUGCGAAAUGGGAAGCUGCUCUUAAUUUGAUGCCUGAAAAGGCAGUCUUACAUGAACAAAAGGCUCAAGUUUUACUUGAAAUUGGAGAUGCAUGGAAUGCUUUGAAGGCAGCAACUCGAGCUACUGAAUUGGAACCAUCAUGGGCUGAGGCAUGGGUUACCCUUGGUAGAGCACAACUGAACUUUGGGGAGCCAGACAGUGCUAUUGGAAGCUUUGACAGAGCAUUAGCUAUCAAGCCUGAUUCUAAGGAGGCUCAAGAUGACAGACAGACUGCAUUGCAUCUGGUAAAGAAGCGAAAGCAGCUCCACUUGUCAGGAUUGAGUGAUGCUAAAAAUCGUUAUGUGGUUGGUGAAAACUCUGAAUGCUCUUAAAAGGUUCUCUCCAUUGGCAAGGGUUCUCCAGUGAUGGUCCUCUGGAUGCUGGUGGAUUGAGGGUGGUGAGUCUACUGGUUGUGACUGUGUGUCAAGAAAAGACCAAAAUUUCAGGAUUUUGAAGGGGUUAUCAGCCAUAAAAACUUCAGGUGGCAUGUGGGGCCACACAUUUUGUCAGACGGAGGAAAAUUUUGGGGGCGGGACUUAUUGAAGGUAUGUAUUUUCAAUGGUAAUGGUGGUGUCACAAAAUGUUCCAAAAAGUGGGGUUCAAAAAUGAGUGGCACUAUAAUUUUCUGAAAAAUUUUGCAGCGUUGCAAUGUCUGGGGCUCAUCCAAUUUCUGAUCCUCGAAAGUUUCGUAUGAUUUGUAGUUGUAUAUACUUACAAAUAUGGAAAUUGAACCAAAAUAACCAUAAUUCAUUCUGGUCUGUGGCAACAAUGCCAGCAGCAACAAGAGUGGGUAUGGAAGGAUUUU
Molecule: messenger RNA, 1229 nt
Organism: Malania oleifera
Lineage: Eukaryota; Viridiplantae; Streptophyta; Magnoliopsida; Santalales; Ximeniaceae
Exons: 6
Coding region: 121-756 (211 amino acids)
Molecular function (GO): protein binding
Source: RefSeq, a predicted model, not a curated record